This is a messenger RNA of Daphnia carinata, 2661 nucleotides long. RefSeq names its product zinc finger C2HC domain-containing protein 1C-like. The record is from RefSeq and is a predicted model, not a curated record. Lineage: Eukaryota; Metazoa; Arthropoda; Branchiopoda; Diplostraca; Daphniidae.
AAAAAAGGAAAAAGCAGGAACCGAGCGCCCGAGGACUUCAGUUUCGUUCGGUUGGCUGAUGGUUGUGGACGUUACACGCGUUCUUUCCCCCUUGAUCAAACAACGCACAGCAAUUUCCCAUCAGUCUGACUUGUCUAGUUCUUUGAUUAGACAUAUUCCCAAUUCGAUGCAGAAAAUAUUGUGAACAUCUUUCCAUCACCGUUCCGGAUUACUUCAGAAAUUGCAUUUCAAAACGUUUGAAAACAGAAGAAAAAGUCUCGAAACACACCUUGGUGGAUCAAACAAAGAACAAAAAAAAACAACAGAGAUUUGGAAAUUCCGCUAACUCGGACAAUGGCGCUCGUCGACAAUUUUCUCGGCAACCACCAGCACGGCUCUUCGCGCUUAAUGAUGAUUCAGGCUCGUUUCCAACAGCGUCAGCAGGAGGAGAAAGAGCACAAGCUGUUCGCCAUGUUGGAAGAACAGCACGACGCGGCCGCAGGAGAUGUAGGAGGUGGCCUCGGUUUGAUACCGGCUACCCGAACGCAUAGUAACGGGAGCAAUAACAGCCAACACAAUAGUGCUAGCAGCAAUGCUUCUCUGUCGUCGUCCAUUGGUUCUUCGCUCGCCUCAUCCCUAGGAUCUACCGGAAGCGGAAUGGCAGUUCCUGGAGGUGGAAAGGUGAGACAAAUGUUUGAAGAACGUCGCAGUCAAAUAAAUGGCAGACCACCGGUUUACACGAAAAAUGUGGAAACCCGUAAAGCCAUACCUGUAACCACAAGAGGCUGGGACAGAUCGCAUCCUCUGGAUCCUUUGCCGUCUAACGCACACGAGAGGAACCUUAAGGUGCCUACCGGUAGCCAACAGCAACAACGCAGUCGAGCGCGCGGCGUCAGCCUGGAGCGCGGAGCACACGCUUUCGAUGACGGUAAAUCGGAUGGCAUCCGCCGAAGCAAGAGCCAAUACCAAGUGGAUGACGCUCCAGGAGGGACGAUUCGCAAUGCCAAACGGCCGCCACCGUCCGAAGGCCAAAACUUGUUGAACGUUUCCGGCACAUUGAAACCGAAGAGCAUGACGUCGCUGUUGGACGACAAUCAGAACGCCAUCAACAACCAUCCAACCAGCAAAACUAUUCCGAGAUUCGGUUAUAAUCAGUCGCCCGUGCGUAACCCGUCUCACCGUUAUCAGCAGGCAUAUCGAGAAGAUACUCCAGAUGGCAGCAAUCAAGAUCGAACGGAUGGUACGCGUAAUCGAAGUAAAAGCCAACAGAACGAUGAAUAUAUGAGGGCUGACCGGAUGGACGAUUCAGCCCGACUAGCUGCCAGUCAGGCAGCUGCCGCCAUGGCAGCUGCGGCCGAAACGACCCGCCGAUUGGAACGCGAGAAAGCCCAAAUUCAGGCGGAAGCCAAAAGACGCGAGGAAGAGCUCAUGAACACAAUCAGACAACAACAAGAGCAACUCCAAUUGCUAAAACAGGCCGCCUCCUUGGCUGAACAGAAAGCUAAGGCAGCAGCUGCAGCUCCGGCCACAGCCUCAGUUUCACGGCCUUCGCGUCCGAUGAGAAACUCAUAUCGACCAGCAGAGGAGAGCGAUGAUUCAAAAUCAAGCGUUUCGGACGACGCGGUCGUUUCGCCGCCCAGUUCUAGAGGUUGGAACCCGGCUCCUAAUUCAAAGAAAUCUUCCACAAGCGCUACACAUGAGACGAGUGCUACACCUACACCCGUAAAACCGAAAUUAGCACCAAAGCCCGUGGUCGAAUCGUCUCCAACCAAGAACGCUACAAUGCCACGCAAGUCCAUUUUUGCCACUGGCCCAUCGGCUGGUGGUAAAGAUGGCCUAAUUGCAUGUUCUCUAUGUGGCCGGAAUUUCGCCUCGGACAGGAUAGAGAAACACGAAGGCAUUUGCGCUAAAACCAAAGCUAAGAAGCGCAAAGUUUUCGACAUAACCAAGAUGAGAGUUAAAGGUACUGAGGCCGAAAGCUUUGUUCUGGCCCCACCCGGUCGUAAUAAUCAGCAGAACAGCAGCAACAAUAAGAAACCAAUCAGCAUUGGUCAGCACAUUUUGCAACAGCAACAGCAGGCGGCAAAGGUGACUGCUGCUCCCAGUGCCAAGGAAUCGGAGGACAGCAAAAAAGCUGAUUGGCGCAAGAAACACGAAUCUUUCAUUGAAGCCAUACGAGCUGCCAAAGCUAUGCAGAAGCAUCUUAAAGCAGGAGGGAAAUUGUCGGAUUUACCACCCCCACCGCCGUCUGAUACAAGUGACUAUAUCACAUGUCCGUACUGCCAGAGGCGUUUUUCGCCUGGAGCGGCUGAUAGGCAUAUCCCAAAAUGUUCUACCAUUUUAUCCAACAAAAAAAAGGUCCACAAAUAACAACUGUUACAAUAAAAAGCGCAUAAAGCACUCAUAUCGCAAAACCACAACAAUCGCCUAACGUGCAUUCCGGCCAUGAAAGGAGGUACAGCAGUUGAAUUCCGAACGUGGAGAAAAACGUGAAUUGGUUGGAAUAUUAACCGGAAACAUAAAAAAGCAAAAUUUACUACAAUAACCAUGAGUAACAACGUAACUGUAUGUGCAUUAUGAUUCAACGUUGGUUCUGGAUGGCUUUUCACGAAGAAACGUGUAUUACAAUUUCUAUACCAUUUCAUGGAAGCGUCAUCAAUACAUUGAAAGACAGUAAACAAG